UGGUCUAUUAUUAAUUGGAUAUAAUGUAAAAAUGAUUGAUGAUACAAAUAUGACCUAUAUAGUGGAAGAAUCGGAAACUUCAAGAAAUUUAUCAGUUGAAUUGAUAUCAUUAGGUUCAGUAAUUCUUGCAGUUGGAAUUUUUGGAUGUAUUGCAAAUUUUAAGGAUUCAUUUUGUAUGUGUGUUACGUGGGCAGUAUUUUUAGUAAUUAUGAUUGUAGUACAGGCUGGUGCAACAGCGUUAAUUUAUUAUAGUCAAGAUGAAUUUUUACAAGUAAUGGAUAUUGUUAUAGAAAAAGUUUUUAAAUUAAGAUCAGCACAUGCAGAUAAAUUGGAUGAAUUACAAUCAUUGUAUAAUUGUUGUGGUGUUAGAGGACCAAUUGAUUAUAAAGUAUCAGCACAUUAUGGUUAUUUUCCAAGAACAUGUUGCGAUAAACAAUAUGAAGAAGAUGUUUGCUCUGAAGCAACAUUAUAUAAGGAUGGCUGCAAAAUUAAAUAUCAUGAAUGGUGGGAAUUAAAAUGGAAUGAAUUAAUUUUAGGUUGUAUGGCAAUUGGUGCAAUUGAAGUUGGUGGUGUAUUCAGUGCCAUAUGGAUGGCUGUUAACUUGAAGAUAAUUGAAAAGAGAGGAUUUACAAAGUCAAAGAAAAAUAAAAAAUAAAAAAAUUUUUUUUUUUUGUUUAUUUUUAUGUUGCUGUUGUUGGUGUUGUUGUUAUUGUUUAUAUUUUUGUUAUACAUACAAAAUGGACUAGAAGAGGAAAAUUCAAAAAAAAUUUUCUUUAAUUUGUUCAUUUUUUUCUGUUUUUUUUUUAUGUUUGAUUUUGUUUAUUUUUCUUCUCCUAGUUUUGUGUUAUUUAUUUAGGCCAAUUCUAUGAAAAAAAAACCCCAUCUUUAUGUAAAUAAAUAUAUACGUAAUUAUUUUU
Messenger RNA from Condylostylus longicornis, 917 nucleotides. RefSeq names its product 23 kDa integral membrane protein-like. The transcript has 3 exons. Gene Ontology annotation, cellular component: membrane. The record is from RefSeq and is a predicted model, not a curated record. Lineage: Eukaryota; Metazoa; Arthropoda; Insecta; Diptera; Dolichopodidae. Bases 32 to 655 code for a protein of 207 amino acids.